AUGUCGAUAUCAUCACGAACUGUAUACAACAAUUCGCCGUCUUCACAGCUACUGGCCCAAAUACAAGCCCAAAGACGACUCCAGCAACAAACUUACCACACUGGUCCUGAUUCUAACCCCCCUCAAAAAGAUCAGGAUAUUUCCAUGCAACACGAGCAAAGCCAACCUGCUUUGCAUAGACGUGGAUCCAGCCACCCGUCAACGCCCAAUUUACCUAUGAAGUUCAAGUUUAAUCCAAAGGAGACGCAUGGAGGCAACAACAACAGUGACAUCAAUUUAUCUCAACUUCUAACUAAUGAAUACGAUCAUGUGGAAAGCCUAUGGAAAAUGUACAAUAAAGCAAGGGACUCAUUACCUUACAACUCCAGGAUGGAAAAUUUAACAUGGAGAAUGAUGCAUCUCACUAGUAGUUCGAGCUAUAACUACAAAAGAUUUGACUCUAUCGGGCAUGAAAAUGAAGCUGCAAGAGCCGAAAAAACGAACAGUGAUAAUGGGUGGGCAAGUGACACAGAGCUAUUCAACAUCAUUGGUGACAGCGAUACAAUAUCAGACAAAUUGAGCCCGCACGGAAGGAAUAUCCAGCAGCUGUAUUCACCAGCACAAGAUAACGACCAUCGUCAGUCAUAUUACCGGAGGCAACACCAGCCUCAUGAAGAACCUUCUCAAACAUCCACAAACUCGUUCUCACCUGCCAAUGCACAAUCCAAUAACAAGUCGGGUAAUACGAUGGCUGAUGAUGAUUUCGACUACGUUGCUCAUAUCAAAAAGUUGGGAGCCUCAAAUUUUGAUUCACCAGAUAGAAACAGAGGGGCUGACAUAAAUCCAAAUGAUUAUGCAUCCCCCCAACCAAUGGGGGGAAUGACUUCAAUCAGUAAUAUUCCAAGAAAGCGUCUGACGCAAUUCUCACCUCUGGUUUCCGGCAUCGGCCCUUCUUCACAAACUGGGAGGCCAGUUUCCAACUUGUCGCAGCAAUUGCAUGACUAUGACAAGUUUGGUCUAGAAUUUUUGGGUAAUCAUCCACAAGAAGGUCAGAAUAGUCCGCGACACGAUCAUAAUAUCUUACAGUAUCCACAGGCAUCAUCUUCAUUUGAAUUCUCAUUAGAUCCAUUGGCAUUUGAGGGCCCAAAUGAUAAUUUCCGUGAUGUCAACAUGCACUCAAUACCCGAUAGUUUUGCAUCUUCAUAUGAAAAGCCUUUAUUUGAUGACUUGGUAUCUUCACCUGCCACCAACAGUGGUGCCGAAUCUUUAUCUUCAUCACUUUCAACGAUAAUACCAUCGAGUACGCAGUUUUCUUCAAUAAGUCAUCAACCAACGGCAGUAAAUCCAAGAAGAUCCAUCACUGCCACUCCAUCAAACUUACUACGUCAGGAAUCACUUGUAUCGUUACCCGAGUUUGCCAACAUCCAAAACAGCUUCCAUGGUAAUUUACACCACAAUGACACAUUCACUAAUAAAUCAGCAAUGGUAACACCCACCCAGCAAUUCUCGCGUAGUCUCAAUCAAAACGAAUCGUUUCUAAAUCAGUCUUUAAACCAUACUGAUAUUAAAGUCACUUUACCGAGCCAAAGCGGACAUAGCUAUUUUGAUGAUGUAAAUGAACCAUCGCCUGGCAAGAAACCCAGAAAACCAAAACAGGCUAAACAAGGAAACAGGAGCAAGAAUCAAGUAGAUGCAAGAGCCGGCGACAGUGAUGGUGGACGAAAUGCUACAAAUGGUACUUCCAGUACGAAUGAAAGUGGUCCAUCAUGUACAAACUGUCACACAAAGACGACCCCGCUUUGGAGACGUAACCCAGAAGGACAACCAUUAUGUAAUGCAUGCGGUCUCUUCUUAAAAUUGCAUGGUGUCACACGUCCACUUAGCCUCAAAACAGAUAUAAUCAAAAAGCGUCAACGUGGCCCUACAAAUCCAAACAACAAAAAGGACGAUAAUGACGGCGAUGAUUUAAACCCAACAUCAUUGAAGAAAGAGGAUCGAAAGUUGAACAACGCAUCAGGUGUAAAGAAGGUACGUCGACCAAGUAUUAAGCGAAGUAAGUCGAGCACAAAAGUUCCCGAGAGUUUAUUGUCGAGACAGUUGACUCAUUCAUUGUCAAGCAGCCCUGUGACUGUGCCAAGUACAGCGUUUGCUAGUGCUCCUCUGCAGAAGAUGUCUUUCAAUGAACCGGUUGAUGGUGGUUCCACUAUAAGUAAUGAUUAUGAUUGGUUACGAUAUUAA
Messenger RNA from Lodderomyces margitis, 2217 nucleotides. It is a transcript of the gene GAT1, whose product is annotated as Gat1p. The transcript has a single exon. Gene Ontology annotation, biological process: negative regulation of transcription by RNA polymerase II; positive regulation of transcription by RNA polymerase II. NCBI's taxonomy places the organism in Eukaryota, Fungi, Ascomycota, Pichiomycetes, Serinales, Debaryomycetaceae. Gene Ontology annotation, molecular function: DNA-binding transcription factor activity, RNA polymerase II-specific; zinc ion binding; RNA polymerase II cis-regulatory region sequence-specific DNA binding. The record is from RefSeq and is a predicted model, not a curated record. The coding region runs from base 1 to 2217 and encodes 738 amino acids.